AUGUUGGUGAGGCUUGUAAGAAGUUUGGAUUCUGUAUAUGACACAUUAGAGUUUCAAGAGCAAAACAAUUUGGACGUUAUCAAUACUGAAGGAAAUCUUGCCACGAAAGAAACAAAGGAAACUUUAAAUCUGAAAAACGAAAAUGAAAUUUUAAAAGAAGAUAAAAGGUUGCUAAUCGAAGGUUCCCGCAAAUUUUUAGAGGAAAACAAACUUCUGAAAGACGAGGUUGAACGUCUAAAGUGUUUACAAAAGGAAGUCAGAGAUAACUCCAAUAAAAUGCACGUGAAACAACAAAAAAUUCACCGCGAAAAUGUUGAGCUGAAGAAAUCAUUAGAAGGAUGCAACGCAAUAAAUUCGGAGGAAGUCGACCAGAUGAAAACCGCGAUUAAUGACCUUCUGGAGAAAGACAAUCAUAAAGAUGAAAUAUUAGCUUCACAAGAUUUACAACAGUAAAAGCAAGUAGUGGAGAUUCAAAGUUUAACAGACUUUCAAGCUUUAAUGGAUUCAGAUAUUAAAAGAUUAAGAGACGAGAUAGAAAGUCAAAAGGAUGCAAAUGCACAGAUGAAACAUGAAUUAGAAAGUAUUAAGGAAGCGGAGGAUGCCAAGCAGAAUAAUAAAACACACUCAGAGACUCAGACAUCAGUAAAUUUCUCACCACGACUAGGGUAUGCUUUAAAUAACAUCCAAAAACCUAUUCUAAAUGCACGGGAUACCCUAAGACGACAGGGGACCAUGGUGAAAGGACAAAAUCGACAAUAUAACAGGAGCAAAACUGAUAUAUAUAGUAAUCGAAGAUGGUAGUUUAUCUUUUACCAAAAACGUAUCAUGCUUAUUAUAUUUAGUUUUCUGUACUGUGUUUUGUAGACUGUUAUUUGGAAUUGUAUUGUCAUUUUUUCUUUUUGCGAUUGGGAUGUCAGUUUCCUGUUGAACUAGUAGUUUAAUCAUCCCGUUAGUAUCAUUAAUCUUUCUUCUAAAGAUAAAUAAAAAUGAAAGGUCACUGUAUAAAACGUUUCAAUAGAGUGUUUAGUUACACUGCUCUAUUGUGAGUAUGGAGUGUGAAUACAAUUUGUUUUCAAUGACCGA
Molecule: messenger RNA, 1083 nt
Organism: Mytilus trossulus (common blue mussel)
Lineage: Eukaryota; Metazoa; Mollusca; Bivalvia; Mytilida; Mytilidae
Product: rho-associated protein kinase 2-like
Exons: 3
Coding region: 1-453 (150 amino acids)
Source: RefSeq, a predicted model, not a curated record